Messenger RNA from Hyaena hyaena (striped hyena), 1041 nucleotides. It is a transcript of the gene NTHL1, whose product is annotated as nth like DNA glycosylase 1. The transcript is spliced from 6 exons. The coding region runs from base 25 to 939 and encodes 304 amino acids. The record is from RefSeq and is a predicted model, not a curated record. Gene Ontology annotation, molecular function: DNA-(apurinic or apyrimidinic site) endonuclease activity; oxidized pyrimidine nucleobase lesion DNA N-glycosylase activity; DNA binding. Gene Ontology annotation, cellular component: nucleus. Gene Ontology annotation, biological process: base-excision repair; base-excision repair, AP site formation; nucleotide-excision repair. NCBI's taxonomy places the organism in Eukaryota, Metazoa, Chordata, Mammalia, Carnivora, Hyaenidae.
UAGUGUAGUCCGCCGGACUCCAGCAUGAGCGCGACGGGAGUGAGGAUGGUGACCAGGAGCCGCAGCCGGGGCCCGGGGGCCGGGCCCCUGGGGGGCGGGGCGAAGGCCGCGCCGCUCCGGAGGGGAGAGGCGGCUGCAGAAGGAAGGAAGAGCCACAGCCCUGCAAGGCAUCAGCGGAAGACGCAAAAACUGAAUGUGGCCUACGAGGCCUCAGAUCACCAGGAAGGAGAAGACACCAGACCCCUCAGGGCACCAAGCUGGGAGCCCCAGGACUGGCGGCAGCAGCUGCUCAACAUCCGCACCAUGAGGAGCGGGAAGGACGCACCCGUGGACUGGCUGGGGGCUGAGCACUGCUAUGACUCCAGCGCACCCCCGAAGGUGCGGAGGUACCAGGUGCUGCUGUCCCUGAUGCUCUCCAGCCAGACCAAGGACCAGGUGACAGCAGGUGCCAUGCAGCGACUGCGGGCUCGGGGCCUGACAGUGGACAGCGUCCUGCAGAUGGAUGACAACACGCUGGGCACGCUCAUCUACCCUGUCGGCUUCUGGAGGAACAAGGUGAAGUACAUCAAACAGACCAGUGCCAUCCUGCAGCAGCGCUAUGGAGGAGACAUCCCGGCUUCUGUGCCCGAGCUGGUGGCACUGCCAGGCGUUGGACCCAAGAUGGCACACUUGGCCAUGGCCGUGGCCUGGGGUACCGUGUCAGGCAUUGCGGUGGACACGCACGUGCACAGAAUUGCCAACAGGCUCGGGUGGACCAGGACGGCGACCAAGGCCCCGGAGAAGACCCGCGCUGCCCUGGAGGAGUGGCUGCCCCGGGAGCUGUGGAGUGAGAUCAACGGACUGUUGGUGGGCUUCGGCCAGCAGACUUGUCUGCCCGUCCACCCACGCUGCCAGGGCUGCCUCAACCGGACGCUGUGCCCGGCCGCACAGGGCCUCUGAGGACCACAAAGCCGUGGCCCCGUACGCUGUUCUGGGUAGGCACUGUGUGCUUUUGCUGGGGAGCCCCAUCCUGUUUAUAAUAAAGCUUGGGAGUUGUUUGCA